Rhagoletis pomonella (apple maggot) is the source of this 1295-nucleotide messenger RNA. RefSeq lists its product as uncharacterized. NCBI's taxonomy places the organism in Eukaryota, Metazoa, Arthropoda, Insecta, Diptera, Tephritidae. The record is from RefSeq and is a predicted model, not a curated record. The coding region runs from base 258 to 974 and encodes 238 amino acids. The transcript is spliced from 5 exons.
UGGCCAACCUGCAAAAUGGUAAAGUUACUAUUUUUAACCACAGAAAUAGUAAAACUAACCGAAUAAAAUUGUAGCUCUACUAUUUUGAUUGUUAAUCUAACCGAAAAGAGAGUUUAUGCGAUAAGAAUAACGGCACUUUUGAUGCUUUGCUUCUUUUCUUCUUUCAUAUUCAUUUGCAAACUUUUCAUGGACGUUGUUAUUUGCGUAGGUGCAGUGAAGUGAAAUUAUAUUAAUUAAUAUAUUAAAAUUAAGUGUUGAUGAAUCUUAACAAUAGUGAAUUGUUUUCGCUAAAUAUUUUGCGUGCUGUGGAGGCGGAUGAUAUGGAUAAUCCUGAUCCAGAAGACACGGAAUUUUGUAAAUUGAUUUUGGAGUGGGGAUUUUCACAUAAAAUCGCUGAAUUUAAAGCGCAAGCAAUAACCUUGAAAAAUUUGCAAUAUCUGACGGAGUCUGACCUUGCUGAUUUGUUUAAAAACGACACCAUUGGUGCUAGAGCGGAAUUCCGCCAUCAACUCAUAACUUGGAGGAAAACAAACGGGUAUGGUAGCGUGUCGACGUGCGAUACAGCGUCCGCCAAUUCUGGUUUUGUUGACUUUGUGCAGCAGUGGCGACAGCGGAUCAACAAUGGCAUCGAAUCUCCUUCAUGCUCACAAACAUCCAGUUCAUCUUCACAUGACUUCGAUUUGCAGCAAGUGUUAAGUGCCCAUCCAACUGGCGAGUAUGUUCUGCGACUGGACAAACUAGAUGACGCUGGGAGGAAGAUCUUAAUUGAUGCCACUGUGUCGUGGUUUAUUAAAAGAAAAAUCAAAAUAUGCCGAAAUACAUUCCAAUCUAUUGCGCAAGAUAUUGCAAACAGGUUUAAAGAUGACAAGUCGAUUUACUACCACAAAGAUCCUAUUACCUUGAGACCAGCAGGCCGCUUGUACGAUAAAUAUUACAACACAUUGAAGAGAUUGAGAAUUCACCGGAUUUCCUGAAAGUUCAACUCCUGAGGCAUCACCGACAGAAGAAUAUACAUUUACUUUCGAGGAUGAAAAAUGUAACGCCACUACAAUAGCUUUUGUUUUGUAAUUAUUUCAUAUAUUUUUAUGCAGCUGCCUAUGACUGGCUCAAACUUUUUGAUUCGCCGUGGAGCACAGUUGAAGCAAAUUGGAAAAAACCUUCAAAAUCAGACGACAAGAAAUUUUUAACUCAAGUGGUAGCACAUCAGCGAAAACUUUACGGGCCUGGAAACUUUUUUCCCAUUCAUGUGGAUACAAUCUGGUAAAUGGAUUUCUUAGUUUUACGUUUAAACUUGU